UUUUCUUGGCCCGAGCGAGCUGGAGACGCUCUCGCAGCCAGGAGCGACAGCCAUCAGCUGCCCCCCCCAUCCAGCCGGCCUUUGGGGGGCGCGUACACUCCCGGCCCAGGCCUCCCCGAGGCCAUGGGCCCCACGCCCGCGCUCGGGAAGGGCCUCUGCCGCGACCCCGUGGCGGGCGCCGCGGGGCCCGCCCCCGGGCUCGCCGGGGAGGGGUGCGGCCGCCUCGGCCGCGAGGGCGCGCGGGCGUCCGGGGCGGCCGCCGCGCCGCCCGAGGGCUUCGCCGUGGACGUGCUCAAGCGCCCGGGGGACGUCCUCGGCGCUGCCCUCGGCAACAGCGAGGAGGGGGCCGUGGUCGUCGCGAUCGAGGAGCGGGGCCUCCUCGGCGAGUGGAACAGGGCACACCCGGAGCGGGCGCUGCGCCCCGGCUGCCUCGUCACGCGCGUGAACGGGGCCACGGGCUACUGGUCCAUCCUGGAGGAGAUCCAGCGGCCCGGCGCCCUGGUGAUGAGGGUGUCCACCAACCUCCCAAAAAUGCUGGCGCCAACUGGCUUCGCGAUAUCGACGAGCUGGGGUCGAGGUUCAUGA
Molecule: messenger RNA, 585 nt
Organism: Prorocentrum cordatum
Lineage: Eukaryota; Dinophyceae; Prorocentrales; Prorocentraceae
Source: the annotation of a GenBank genome assembly